Molecule: messenger RNA, 1964 nt
Organism: Magallana angulata
Lineage: Eukaryota; Metazoa; Mollusca; Bivalvia; Ostreida; Ostreidae
Exons: 1
Coding region: 452-1810 (452 amino acids)
Biological process (GO): protein polyubiquitination; proteasome-mediated ubiquitin-dependent protein catabolic process; negative regulation of translation
Molecular function (GO): metal ion binding; translation repressor activity; ubiquitin protein ligase activity
Source: RefSeq, a predicted model, not a curated record
GACACGCUGUCUUUAUCGACCAUAUUUAAAUGUACUGUCCAGGUACAUUCGCACUGUACGAGUACGGUAAUAUUAUUUUUACAUCGAAAACUCCCAGUGUAAAUUGUCCUAUAUUUAUCAAUAUGAAAGGAUUGUAUACAAACAUAAUAAGCAAUUUCCGCGAAAACGUUGCACUUGUUUUCCACCUUCGACCCAACUAAUGACAUUCUAAACAAAAAUUUAUAAUAUUAUGACAUAUAAUAUUAUUACGCUAAUAUUAGAUGGAAAUUUUCAGUCUUUUCAAGUUAGACUACUUAAAGAGCGUACCAAGGUUCAAUAUCACAAUACAUACCCGCAUGUAGCAAUAUAAAAUAGUAAGUUCAAAGUAACUUUUAAACUACGACAACAGUUAUUUUAAAGAGAGUGAGCUAAUGACCUAUAGUUGAUAUAUUGAAAUAGAAUCAAAGUGUCAAUGGCAAAUCGCCCUGCAUUUGGAGCCUCGGUUUGUCACAUAUGCUGUGACAGAGUCAGCUCUCCCAGAAUUUUACCUUGUCGCCACACGUUUUGCAAAUACUGCAUACAAGGACUGAUUCGAACCUCCCCACAAAACGAUGAGAUAACUUGUCCACUGUGUCGGAUAAAAACCAAAUUGCGUGAGAAUAGCUUUGACACAGUACUAGACAAUUCCUUUGAUCCAUUAAAAACCACAAGAGCACCACCAACCUUCUACUGUGGCAGUUGCCUUCAGGAGGCUAUACUAGAAGAGUGUUCGCACUGUUUGGAACAGCUUUGCGCCGCAUGCCGAUCGUCGCACCUGCUAGCGAUAGAAUUGAGUGAGAAUCAAAUCGACCAAAAUUCACCAGGCGAUGGGGGUCUCGAAGAUGGUUUGUCAGAUGAAGAGCAAUUGCUUAAUCUUCCACAAAUGUUUCUCUCGAAUCAUCUAACCAAAGUACAAAUUAACGCAACUCUGGUAGCCUCGUGUAGAAUAGAUUCGAUGUAUAGCACUCUUGACCUUUCCGAAGGACUUUCCGUGCGUAGUAUUCGACAAACACAGAACAACACUUUCUUGGUUCUUCAAUCAUUUGGUCCGGAGGUUGUUGAGUAUGAUUCAACAGGAGCAGAAGUCCGCAGACAUUAUUUACAAGGAGAAGCUAUUUGUGAUUUUAUUUAUUUACCAGGAGGUGACAUUUUGUAUUCAAUGCCUCAAAAUGGUCUUAUGUUGAAGAAAGACACCCGAAAUAAUGUCACCGUCUUUACUCAAAGCGUUCUUUACCAGCCAUUUUGUUUGUCCCGUUUCCAGGACGGGCGUAUUGUAGCUGGAGGCCCAGCCUUUCAACGCCAGGAUAGCAACGACCACGGUGCAAUCCAGAUUUACGACACAAAAGGGAAUUUGGCGCGAGUAAUUGUACAAUGUGCUGAAGGAAAAUUUGUAAAAUUUCCGAUAUUCAUUGCAGUAAGUGAUCGUAAUGAAAUAUGCGCUACAGACAAAGACUCUAAAUGUGUGUGUAUUUUUUCUGAGUGUGGCGCCUUUCUUUCUUGGUAUGACGGAGGAAUCGGCAUGGAACCCUCGGACUUUUAUCAAUUUCUGCCAUCCGGUCUGUGCUAUGAUAGCGAAGGAAAUAUACUCGUUGCCAACUUUUCAGAUGGGAUAAUACAUGUUUUGGCGCCAAGUGGUGAUUUUAAGGGCUACAUUCAAACAGAAAACUUGGAAGGAUUCAGGCGCGUAUCGUCAGUCUGUAUCAACGAAGCAAAAAUCAUAGCCGUCGGGGAUAUGGAAGAUAACACAAUCAAAAUUUAUUCUAUAGCCAGGUUUAAAAAUAUCUUUCAGUGAAGUUCUCGUGACCAAAAUGGCAAUUUCUUGCAUAUCUAAACUAAUAAAAAAAAAAAAGAAAUUGUACGAGUAUGUGCUUAAAACACUUGAUUAUUAAUCAUUAAUGGAAAUUAAUGAUAGGGUUUUUCAUAAUAAAACAUGCUUACAAUUUCAA